AUGAAGGGAGUCGGCUGGCUUACGAAGCCUUUCCUCACCUCCCUCCUCCUGGGAAUUGGAGGUUUCCUCUACGGAUACGACUCCGGUAUCAUCACACCCAGUUUGGCUCUCAAGUCCUUCCUGGGCUACUUCGGAAAUCCCGAUCCACCGCUUCGAGGUGCCAUUGUCUCCGUCUAUCAGGCAGGAGCAUGGCUUGGUAGCGCUUCGGUUGGCUAUACUAGCGAUAAGUUCGGUCGUCGGAAAGCCAUCGCCUUUGGAUGCAUCUUUGGAGUCAUUGGUGGCGCGUUGAUGGCGGGUGCUGCCCACGUUGCUAUGCUUAUUAUUGGUCGUCUCUUGAUCGGAUAUGCUGUCGGCACUAUUACUGGCGUCGCGCCUGUUUUUGGCGCUGAGAUUGCGAAGACCGAGGAGCGAGGUAGGAUUACUGCCGUAAACCAAAUGAUGGUUGCCUGGGGAUUCUUCGUCGCUCUUUGGACUGGCGUUGGAGAGGGCAAAUGGCACAAUUCCAACCAAUGGCGGCUGGGAUUCGCCAUUCAGGGCAUACCGGCCCUCAUCCUAGGCGUUUCGGUUCUCUUCAUCGGCGAGUCCCCCCGAUGGCUCCUGCUCAAGGGUCGUCACGAGGAGGCCGAAAAGGCCUUCCGUCGCUAUCACUACAACGGCCAGAACGACGAGUGGUGUGCUGCCGAGUUUUCCCUCAUCCAGGCCAACAUCGCCGAAGAAAUCCAGGCCCAGGGCCGUCUCGGCUGGGCUGACCUCCUCAAGACUCCCCCGUUCCGAAAGCGACUCUUUGUCGGUUCCUUUGUCUGGGCUGCCGCCAUGUUGUCGGGUAUUUCUUUCGUGCAAUACUAUCAGACGGCUAUCUACGCGACUCUCCAGUACGGCCAGGACAAGCAGCUCCUGAUCAGCGGUCUCUACGGCUCCGUUGCCCCCGUCGCGUGUUUCAUCUCGCUCUUCUUCGUCGACAAGAUUGGCCGUAAGAAGAUUCUUGUCACCAGCUCCGGUCUUCUCUGCAUUAGCUACACCAUCAUCACCAUCCUCGCUGCCGUAUUCCCCGCACGUCCCGGAUUCCCCACAAACGAGGCGGCCCAGCGUGGUCUUAUUGCCUGCAUCUUUGCCGUGUCUGCGAACUACUCGGCUCUCUUGGGUCCCAUGACCUGGAUUGUCCCUCCCGAGGUGUUCACCACCGAGUUGCGAGCCAAAGCCAACGCCGUUGUCCAAGUCAUUCACUACUCUAUCAGCUUGGUCAUCACCCAGUGCUCUCCCAUCGCCCUCGCCGCAGUCGGCUGGAAGUACUAUAUCCUCUUCAUCCUCACCAACUUCCUCUGCACGAUCGUGUUUGCUUUCGCGUACCCCGAGACUAAGGGCAAGUCCCUCGAGGAGAUCGCAGACAUCUUUGGCGAUGUCCAGGUUAUCCAUGAGGCGGACGUCCAGGGAGAAAAAGCUGCCGUCGUGACUUUGGAGAGGCGAAGCACCAAGGCUAGCAAUUGA
Molecule: messenger RNA, 1485 nt
Organism: Scedosporium apiospermum
Lineage: Eukaryota; Fungi; Ascomycota; Sordariomycetes; Microascales; Microascaceae
Exons: 8
Coding region: 1-1485 (494 amino acids)
Biological process (GO): transmembrane transport; carbohydrate transport
Cellular component (GO): membrane
Molecular function (GO): carbohydrate:proton symporter activity
Source: RefSeq, a predicted model, not a curated record